UUUAACUGGCGACAAACAUGGCACCGAGCCGUGCUCCCGACGUGUAUGAUCGCUCUCGGUGUUUAAUGACUCCACUCGUGAUCGCGCUAGUUUCGCUCAUCUGUUCGAGUGCAGCGAGUGAAAGUGAUGCAUCUUUUCCCGUGCCCAAAUAUUUGGACUACAAUGAGACCACAACUUUCUUGCACAAUCUCGCUAGCAAGCAUCGGUCGCUAGCGUCUGUUUACAGCAUCGGCAAGAGUGUGCAGGGGCGCGAGCUAUGGGUGCUGAAAAUCACCACCGAUCCCAACGUACGGAGCAUCGGCAAGCCUCUGUUCAGGUACACGGCCAACAUCCACGGCAACGAGGCCCUGGGGCGCCAGCUGCUCUUGUUUCUCGCGGAGUACAUGUUGGAAAACUACGGCAACGACAGCCGCAUCACGCGACUCGUCAACAACACCGAAUUGCAUUUCUGCCCAUCGCUUAACCCGGAUGGAUACGCAAAUGCGAGCGAAGGUGACUGCGAGGGAGCCAGUCGAGACUCGGGUCGCUUUAACAGCCAUAUUGUGGACCUGAAUGCCAACUUCCCGGUAUCGAAAACCGAUUUGACAAAGAUGACAGUGGGCAGAGAGCCGGAGACGUUAGCAAUCAUGAAAUGGUCGGUUCUGAAUCCUUUCGUGCUUUCGGCGAGUCUGCACGGCGGAUUGGUCGUUGUCGUGUACCCGUACGACUAUCGCUCGCCCGAUGCGCCGAUGGACAGCCCCAACCUGACCCCCGAUGACGACGUGUUUCGACAUCUGGCAAGUACCUACGCCAGGAAACACAGUGACAUGUUUCGAAGCCCCCAGUGUCAGGAGUAUUUUGACGGCGGCAUCACCAACGGCGCCGAAUGGAUCCCCGUUUCAGGGAGCAUGCAAGAUUUCAGCUACAUCUACACAAACUGCUACGAGGUCACCCUAGAGAUAUCCUGUUGCAAGUAUCCAAUGGCAAACACGCUUGUCAGCGAAUGGGAGAAAAACAAAAAUGCCCUCUUGAGCUACAUGGAACAGGUUCACAUGGGUGUAAAAGGAGUGGUCAAAGAAUUCCGCACGGGCAAGGCCAUCGCUAGAGCUACAGUCAUCGUGCAAGGCAUCGAUCACAAUGUAACGACCACAGAACGAGGAGAGUUCUGGAGGCUUCUGCUUCCUGGCCAAUAUUCGCUCCUUGUUUCCAGUCCAGGGUAUGAGAGCACUGUGAGACGCAAUAUCACUGUGAUGACUGGAGCUGCGACAUGGGUUGAUGUGGUUCUGACACCUGUGCCGACCAGCAAGCCUCCAAAACAGUACGCUCCUCUCGAUACGGACUUUGUGUUCUCCACAAAACCCGAGUUCAAGCACCACAGCCAAGAGGAACUGGUUGCCAUCUUCACCAAUGUUACCGAGAGAUGCCCUGCCAUCACUCGACUCUUCAGCAUUGGCAAAUCUGUGGAGGACAGAGAUCUCUACUUCCUCGAGUUUAGUGACAAUCCUGGUCACCACGAACCGGGUGAACCUGAGUUCAAGUAUGUUGCGAAUAUUCACGGAAAUGAGGUGAUUGGUCGUGAAGCUGUACUGCUGCUGGCACAACUCCUUUGUGAGCAGUACGGCAAGUCUCGGCGCUUGACAACCCUCGUGAACAACACACGUAUCUUCCUAAUGGCGUCAAUGAACCCCGAUGGCUAUGAAAAGGCCAACGUCGGCGACUACAACAGUGUGGUGGGCCGAUUCAAUGCUCACAAUGUGGACCUGAAUCGCAACUUCCCCGAUCAGUAUCAGCCUGAGAAGGCACAUCAUCCACGAGAGCCCGAGACGAGGGCCAUGAUGAACUUCAUAGUGGCGCGGCCCAUAGUGCUGUCGGCCAGUCUUCAUGGAGGUGCUCUGGUCGCAAACUACCCCUACGAUGGCAACAAAGAGAAAGUGGAGCGUAUCUACAGUGCCACGCCAGAUGACUCCCUCUUCCGGUACCUGGCUCGCACCUACGCCCGGGCUCAUCCAACCAUGAGUCUUGGAAAGCCUUGUCCUAAAGGACCAAUGGAUGAUGCAUUCAAAGAUGGAAUCACUAAUGGUGCAGCAUGGUACAAUGUCUAUGGUGGAAUGCAAGACUUCAAUUAUCUGCAUAGCAACAGUUAUGAGCUAACAAUUGAAAUGGGCUGCUACAAGUAUCCACCUGCUUCUGACUUGCCAAAAUAUUGGGAUGAACACAAGCACGCACUUGUGACCUUCAUGGAGAAGGUUCACCAGGGUGUGAAGGGAUUCGUAAAGGACGAGGACGGGCUGCCGGUGCCAAAUGCCACAAUCCACGUCCUUGGCAUUCAUCACGAUGUACACUCAGCCGUGGACGGAGACUUCUGGCGUCUGCUGAUGCCUGCGACCUACUCUGUCCGAGCUUACGUCGAUGGGGUAUGCUUUCCGCUGCCUGUACAACGGGUGACCGUUUUGGAAGGCAAUGCAACUUGGGUAAAUUUCACCGUUGACCGCCGUUAUGCCAAGUGGUCAAGGGAGCACGACUUCCUUAUUGGUGAAAAUGGAGAACCCAAGUACCUGGGUGCUGAUGAACUUGCCAACCUGCUGAUGCAGCUGCGUCAGAACUACUCUGACAUUGUUGAAGUCAAGGACAGCUUUGGCCCACCUGGUGAAACUGCGCUGCAGUUUCUGCGUAUAACUGUGCCGAGCAAGAAAAUGAAGCCAGAAGUUGUCCUCAUUGGAGGUCUCAAUGGAGGACGCCCUGCAGGAAGGGAGAUGUUGAUACGCCUAGCCAGGCACCUUGUCACAGGUAACAUCUCGUGGUCUCAGCGCAUAGUGGACCUUCUGGAGAAAGUGGUGGUGCACAUUGUGCCCUCGGUGGACAAGGCAGGCUUCAGCCACACCGAGGAGGGCAUCUGUGACUCUGAACCGUCGGAAGAGUUAAAUAUGGAGGACCACUUCAGCAGCGAGUUCACGGGCCAGUUCCCCAUUGUGGAAGCCGUCAAGAGCCUGGGUGUGUCGCACUACGUGGCAGGCCUUGUUCUCGAUACUGGAGGUGUUGGUGUCAGAAUUGCGCUGAAUGAAACGAAUAGUGGCCUGCUGGACAACAUGACCAUGGAUGGCCUCAUAGCUGGCUUCCAGAAAAGGCUUGAUCAGUCCAAGUGCAGAAAAGAGCUGAGACCUGUUCAAGAUGGCUCCUUGCUCCAGUAUGCCUACAACAAACAUGGGACUUUAAUGGCAUCUGUGCUAUUGGAUUGCUGUGACUUCCCUACCAGAAAGGAAAUUCCCAAGCUUUGGAUGCGCACGCUGCACCCUCUUCUUGAGUUCUUGGAGGCUGCUAAGACAAGCGUCCAUGGCAGUGUUACCGACGAGUACGGAACAACACUCACAAAGGCGACUGUUGGCGUACAUACGAGUAAACGUCCUAUCGAAACGACCAGUGGUGCUUUCUGCCUUGCUGUUCCUCCCGGAAAGGUGGUGCUCACAGCGUCUGCAAGUGAGUUUGAGAUGAGGGUGGAGCGGGUGACGGUGUUGGCGGGCGAGGGGACCAGCCUCGUGCUGGUACUUGAGCCGGACACAUACGAGCACAAGUACCACAGCUACACCGAGGCCCUGCAGCUGCUCAGAUACAUUGCCCACAAGUAUCCCAACACCACCUACCUCUACAGCCUGGGCAGCAGUGCGGGCGGGCGGGACCUGCCUGCACUGGUGCUGGGUGCUACCCCCCGGGUGCACCGGCCAGGUGUCCCCGAGAUCCGGCUGCAGGCCGGCCUGGCUGGGGGCCUCCAGCUGGCAGCCACCGAGAUGCUCCUCCACUUGGCCCACACACUGGCCACCCGCUACAAGCACAACAGCCUUGUCACGCAGAUUAUGGCAUCUGCCAGAAUUCACAUUGCUCCAAUGCUUGAUCCUGAUGGCAUCACCAACUCAUCUAUUGGAAAGUGUGAUGCAAAUGAAUCCACCCUUAGUGGCAGCAGUUUGUUCUUUAUGUUUGAUGGGAGCAGUUCACGUCCGGAGGUUCGAGCUGUGCAACAGUGGACAGAUCGGUACCACUUCGUCACCUCGCUCAAUGUAUUGACUGGCGGCUUGGCACUGGCACUGCCCAAAGGUGCUGGUGCCAUCGACAUGGCAGUGCUCAGAAGACUGGCCAAGACUUAUGCAUACCACAAUGACGACAUGCUUAACGGGGCUUUUGCCUGUGCCAAUAAGCAGACAAACACAUCCGAUGGAAUUUUGUCCGAUUCUGCGGACCUAGGACAGCUCAAUGGUUCUGUGAUGGACUUCAGCUACAGAAAUAGUGGAACCUAUGAGACAGCAGCCUUCAUUACUUGCUGUCCAGCACCUAACUCAGCGAGGUUCUCUGCUCUAUGGGUUCAGAACAAGCAGUCAAUACUCAACUACCUGCUCCAGGCCACACAGGGGCUGGUAGGUUAUGUGCGCACAAAGAGCCGCGAUCCCAUUCCUGGCGCCAACAUCAGUAUUGAGGGCCAGCCAUUGCACAGACCAAGUACCAAGCUGGGCGAGUUCUGGGUACCGCUGGGAGAGGGAAGCUACCAGGUGGUGAUCAGUGCACCUGACUUUUACACCAUGACCAAGAUCGUGGAAGUCUACGCCGGUCGUAGCACUACAGUCGAGUUCCUCCUGCAAGAGAACGUAGUGAUUGCUGGCCUGCCAAAGCACGUGUUUGUUGUUCUUACAGGUUCUCUGGUGCUGCUGCUGAUGGUGAGUGCGCUCUGCCUGUACACUGUGGUGAUGAGCCAGCGGCAGCCCGAAAGGGCUGGCUUCAUGCCUGUGCAAAGCAACGGUGGAACAUUGUUUGAUGACGACGAUGAUGACGAUGAUGGGAUAGGACAGCGCAAGAGCCGCAAGAGUGCCAACAACAGCGGCUCCGGUGGCAGCGUGCACAGCAAAUUGCUCAAGGCAGCAGAGUACCAUGACGACACUUCCUCCGAGGACGAAAUCUACAACACCCGCAACUGGAAAAGCAGUGCAAAGUCGAUCUAAUCUGCACUCGCGGCAUUGACGUUCGAAGACCUCUCCUUGUCACCAUCUCUGGCGCCAGUGGAGCUCCCAGACUCCCAGUGUUCUUACCGAGGUGGCAGCAAGGAGCGCCAAUCGAAAUGCCCGGAUGCUACAUGCUCAGCUGCCAUAGGCAGGGACUGUGUGAUUUUGGCAACCAGAUGCUUCCAGAGCUUUCCUGAAUUUUAAUCUUUACUUACUUCGAGAAGAGGAUGUGAAGCGACAUGGUAUGUAGCCUUGAAGCCUGCUUGCACGGACAGCGGGAGGAAUUUGACCAGCAUAUGGUAAAGCAGAGCAACAGUUCACAUACGCAUGUGGAGGUGCUGUCUUAACUUUUUAAGUCAUAAAGCUGCAAAGUGGGCAUGUGCUAUAGAACUGGAAAGCUCUCUGCCUGCACCUCCAAGUGCAGCGUGUGCAUCUUCGUAACUAGUGGGAUGCUCGGCUACGAGAGAAUUUGGCAUUCUUGGCUUUGAAUUGGAAAAAUAAGGCUGUUAGCAGCUGUACAUGUGUCUGUAGAUAUGGUAGGGAUAGUUUCCACAUGCGGCUUUUUCUUUUCGCUGAAUUAUUUACGAAAGCAGGCUUCCAGGAGCAAAGUCGCUUGGGCAAAAGCAAACUAAUAUGGGAGAGGUGCUUCUGGUUUCAUUCCAUCUACCACCAUAAACACAUUGCAAGCACGGUGCACGUGAGGGGUCAAGUGAAUGUUCUGCAUGGAUGUGAAACUGAGCACUGCCAGUACUAUAGCAGAGGUUCAACCCUGGACAUCGUUACGCUGUCAAUAAGCGACAAGCACUUAUGCAGCCAUGAUACCUUAACUGACUGACAGUGCUAAAAGAAUUCUGUUGUGUACUGGUAAUGAACAGCUGUAAAUUGAAGUGUGUAGGCUUACGUUGAACAAACAAGUGUAUUAGAUUAGUUUGACAUUUGAAUAUACAGCUGUCCAACAUUUUAUACCAAGGUCGCUUGGGUAGUGCUGGCAUAUUUUAACACUUUUUUACGACGGUGCAAUCACUUUUAUUUUGUAACCUUGUUUUUUA
This is a messenger RNA of Rhipicephalus sanguineus (brown dog tick), 6010 nucleotides long. Its product is annotated as carboxypeptidase D-like. The record is from RefSeq and is a predicted model, not a curated record. Gene Ontology annotation, molecular function: zinc ion binding; metallocarboxypeptidase activity. NCBI's taxonomy places the organism in Eukaryota, Metazoa, Arthropoda, Arachnida, Ixodida, Ixodidae. Gene Ontology annotation, biological process: proteolysis.